This is a messenger RNA of Macrobrachium nipponense, 928 nucleotides long. RefSeq lists its product as uncharacterized. NCBI's taxonomy places the organism in Eukaryota, Metazoa, Arthropoda, Malacostraca, Decapoda, Palaemonidae. The coding region runs from base 59 to 790 and encodes 243 amino acids. The transcript has 4 exons. The record is from RefSeq and is a predicted model, not a curated record.
UGGCAGCUCUGGCUUUGGAUAUUCAGUAGACGAUUUGGUGUCCUCGGUAGCAGACAAGAUGAUUCGAGCCAUCCUCAUCUUCCUCCUGGGAGCAGCAGCAUCCCUGUGUUCCUCUCUGGAAGAUGGCAGUGGAAAUUCUCCCGCAGAGGGUGUUGACGGCGGGCGAUUGCUAGCCCGCCAGGUGACGAAGCCCACCACGCCCAACCAGAUUCUCGACGCCAUAGCCGACCGGGCCGCCGCCAAGAUGGCGGGACUGAAAUGGAACAUCUCGAAGGCCAUGAAUGACAGCUACAGCGUCUUCCCCCUUCAGGUCAACCUUCCGGUGGCCACGGCCAGCGAGGAGUUCACGAUCACCAACGCCGUUAUCACGGGGCUGGGCAGCCUCCGGCGUUCCAAGAGCGCCUCUUUCAAUCCCUUGAAGACGGUACUCCUAGGAACACUUGUACUGGACAACAUCUGCAUCACAGCCAACUACACCCUGGUCUUCCAAAGCCUGGGCGCCGCCCCUGCGCAAGACCUGAAGGGCGUCGUGAAGGAGUGCGUGACCAAGCUCUUCGCCGACCUCCAAGUCGCCCUCUCGGCACUCGUGCCCCAGAGACUCCUCAACUACGUCGUCAGGUCAGGCCACGACGAGCUCAAGUCCAUGGCUGGGUUGGACCAGAAGGGCAUGGCGCCAAUUCACGAGGCCGGCGCCCGCAGGGCCCUUCGGGAUGUCCUGGAGAAGACCAUGAACACAGACGUCAAAGGCAUGGUCACCCAGGCCAUCCUGAGUAUGAAGGCGGGAAUGUAGUGGACGCCAAGGAUUAUGGAACUGUCUCGGGUGUUGACCUUGAAUUCGUGGACAUUGUAUCAUGAGCGUUUUCUGACAUAUAACUGACAUGUGUAUACUGAGAAACAGCUAAUUAAAUGUUUUUGCAAAGCAAUAUAA